Gongylonema pulchrum is the source of this 411-nucleotide messenger RNA. The record is from the annotation of a GenBank genome assembly. Lineage: Eukaryota; Metazoa; Nematoda; Chromadorea; Rhabditida; Gongylonematidae.
AUGCUGAAAGCAGAAAUAGAAAGGAGCACGCUUCACAAUAGUUGGAUUGAAAGAUGUGGUGUAGAUAACACGUUGAUUACGCUUAUCAGAUGGAUAAGUCACAAAGAUCCAACGGUAGCUGCAAGUAUUUUGCUGGACUGCAACGAUGCCUCAGCAGUACUUCUUAGUACAGGCAAGCUCAGACUGUGUCUCUAUGAUGGUCAGAAGCUAAUCGUUCCAAAGCAACUCAAAGGAGAAUCAAAUCAGAUUGUCUUUCAGUCAAGAACGCCACCAUCAGUAGAAGGAAAGAGAAUUAGACUGGCAUUGAAAAGUCUACGCAAACGACAAGACGUCGCCUUCGAAGCAAAGCCAAGAAACGAAGACUUCUUAGAAGACACAAGGAGUAAAGAGAGCGACUGCUAUCGGAAUUAG